CAUAAAUUCCUGAGCUUUUUGGUGCAACAUCUUUAAAUUCAUUUUAAUCUAAGAGACAGAUGAGUUUAGAUCUUCAAAGGUCACUGUUUUAAUAUUUGUUAUAUUGUGUAUAGACAGUUUGGAUUAAUAGUUUGCGAUAAAUGUAAAAGAAGACGUGGUUACUUACUCUUCAAAUGUGAAGAUUAUUACGAAAAUAUUAACCAUAAUAGUAAAAAAAGAAUACUAAACAAAAAAUGGCUUGGAAACCGGAUUUGGAAUCAUUAUUUAAUGAUGAACUUGUAACAGAUAAUAUAAAUAAUAGUUUUUUACAAACAGAAAAAUGUUACACACCGCGUCCACGAGAACACAUUGAGUAUGCGGUAAGGAAAAUUAAACUUAUAGAGGAAAAAGAAAAAGAGAUGGAAAAAAAUAAGGAUGGAAGGAAAGAGGGGGAUGAAAAGAAAAAAAAUGAAGAAAAUGAUAACAGGAAAGAGAAUGAAGAAAGAAAAGUGGAAGAUAUAAAAAAACGUAUUGAUCGUACUCAUAUUUUUAAAUUGUUCAAGGAAUAUUCAAAGAAACCCAAUCAUCACUCUUCCGCGUUACCAGAUAUUAUACCAGAAUUUCCAGAUUUAUCACUUGAAGAAGACAAUGUUGUUGCAGGCCAUGGACACAAUGAUUGCUUAGAUAUUGAAAAAGAAUCAAUACAAAUGAUGCGUUCUUUAGGUAUGGGUUCUGGUAGAAGUUCUUAUUUAGAUGCAAAUCGUACUAUAUCAACACAUCCAAUAACUUCAAGUAUUAUAUUUCCAACUAGUCAAUAUGCUGUACCUAUAUUGAUGGAUGAACAAUUUUUUAAAUUUUCAAAUACAGCCGAAAAAGAAGAUUGCUCAGUAAGAGAUAUAAAUUUAUUAAAUUCUUUUGAAUUUGAUAUAAGGAGCUAUGAGAAAGAUCCAUUUGCAAAAGCUAUUUUAGAAAAUAAAAGAGAUGAUUUAAAUGUUAAAGACGCCAAGGAAGAAUACAUAAAUCACUUUCCUUGUUUAGAAAGCGCUAUAUCAAAAGUGUCUAAUCCUGAACGUGCUUCAGUAUCAUCAGUACAAGAUCCAUUAGUUAAAAAAAAUAAACGAAAAAAGAAAGGAAAAAAUAAAAAAACAAGUCAAAAACCUGAGGGACUCUAUCCCAAAAAAGUUAAAAAACGACCGACUUACAGUAAAUUAGAUAUUUCUAAUAAUAAAACUGACAAUUUUAACAAAUGGAAUCUCCCUCUCUCUCUUUCUUAAGAUGUUAAAUGUCUACAAUCAAUUAUUGAUUUUUGAUUUUUUUUUUGUUGCGGGUUAUAGUUGGGACCCACUAUUCAUUAUUAACCAAGAUAGAAAAUAAAACUGCUUUCUAAAAAUAUCUUGAAUAAAAAUAUGUGUUUGUAGAGCAUGCAACAAAUAAUGUCUCCACAAACAAAAUAGGAAUAAUAAAAUCAUGGUUAAUAAUAGAAAUAUAAAUACAAGAGAAAAAAUACGAAAUUUGUUUUGGAUAGUAAAAUAUAACAUUUUAAAUCAAAAUCUAUGUGAACGCACUUGGUAACGAAAUAUUUCGAUAAGAAACAGUUAACUGAUAGCACAUUUUCGAUUGGUAAAUCUGGAGUAAUUUUUUCAAUUGAGUUGCUCUUUUAAUGCCCUUUUAGUGCGCAUUUAGUGCAAUUUUAAUCUAGAUUGAAUCCAGAUGAUUUACUAAUCGAAAACGCCAUUAGUCUUAAAUUAUAA
This is a messenger RNA of Teleopsis dalmanni, 1730 nucleotides long. RefSeq lists its product as uncharacterized. The record is from RefSeq and is a predicted model, not a curated record. NCBI's taxonomy places the organism in Eukaryota, Metazoa, Arthropoda, Insecta, Diptera, Diopsidae.